AGUAGCAAAAGUGAAACGCCACUUCUUGCACCAAGCAGGAUCGCGACAACAUUUUCUUGAAGAAAUUAUUUGCAUAUCAGAACCUGUAAAUUCAGUUCCAUACAUAGCGGCAUGAGCAAGCCAUUAGCGAGUUAUUCACGUGAAACCCGUUUGAAAUGUCGACACGGUUUCUACCUUAAAGUGACAGAGAGUGGAGUUGAGGGAACCCGGGACAGUGACGAUCGUUACACUACUCUCACUAUGGAGUCGGUUAAGACAGCUGAAGUGAUGCUGAGAGGAAACGUAUCAGGAAAUUACAUCGCGAUGAACACCAAGGGAGAGUUGUACAGUACAACAAUCAAGCCCCAGCCAUUGUGAGGAACGGCAAUUUG
Pocillopora damicornis (cauliflower coral) is the source of this 371-nucleotide messenger RNA. RefSeq names its product fibroblast growth factor 1. The record is from RefSeq and is a predicted model, not a curated record. Gene Ontology annotation, molecular function: growth factor activity. Lineage: Eukaryota; Metazoa; Cnidaria; Anthozoa; Scleractinia; Pocilloporidae.